AUGCCAUCAUUGGAGCAUGGAGACAAUAGGGAUAACUGUCAUAGAGACAUAACUCACGGGCAACCUAUUGAGUCAUAUAUUCCACCAUUAAAGGAAGAAUUACAUAUUGAAGAAAAUACUUUUCUUGAAGAAUAUGUAGAAGUCAAAGAAGAAAAUAUAGAGAUUUUUGAGAAAAUUAAUGAAGGCCUUGUUAUAGAAGAAGAACCAGAAAUCAAGACUGUGGAGGAGAUUAAUGAAGACCCUAUUAUAGAGAAAGAUCUUGAAGUCAAGAUAGUAGAGACCAUUAAAAAAGAAAUUAUAGAGGAAAUUGUCAAUGAUCUCGAUGAAGUCAAGUUAAAUGAUUGCAAUGUUCAAGCUCCUAUUAUUUUGGUGGGAGGCACCAAAAUAAAGUAUAUUGAUUUUAUUGGGGUGGAAAGAUUUGAUUUGAUCAUUGACUAUUAUUUGGUGAAUAUUUUUAAUUGCAUGAAGAUCAAGGGACCAGAAGUUCAAGUUGCCCAAUUGAUGACUUUCAAGUUUGCAUGCAUUUCUGAAGUUGGGUUAGGAAAUACAGUUUUUAAUGUGAUGGAAGAUGGUGCUAUUGCCGAUGGAAAAACUGAUAACAGUAAGGUUUUUGAAAAUGUAUUUAACAAAGCUUGCCAAUCUGAAGGAAAAAAUAUUGUAUUAAUCCCACAAGGAACAUAUAUGUUGCGGCCUAUAGUGUUGAAAGGCCCAUGCAAGGGCCAAGUAGAAUUUCAAAUCAUAGGGACCCUACAAGCUCCUACAGAUAAAGCAUCUACAAUUAAUGUUGACCAUUGGAUCACCUUCCAAUAUAUAGACCAGUUGAUACUCGGCGGUGGUGGAAAAUUGGAUGGCCAAGGUCCCUCUGCUUGGGAUGACAAUACUUGCAGUAAAGAUCCAAACUGCAAAUCUCUUCCCAUUUCAUUGAGAUUUGAUUUUGUCACCAAUUCAAAGAUUACUAGCCUAACUUCAAUCAACAGCAAGAAUGCCCACAUGAACCUUUUUGGAUCCAAAGGUAUAGAAUUUCAUUACAUACAUAUAAUAGCACCCGAAGAUAGCCCCAAUACCGAUGGAAUACACAUUGGUUCAUCUAGCAAUAUUGAAAUCACGGAUUCGACAAUAGCCACGGGAGAUGAUUGUGUAUCAAUGAGUCCUGGUUCUAAAAACAUAAACAUUAGGAACGUAACAUGUGGCCCGGGUCAUGGAAUUAGUGUUGGAAGCCUUGGUGGGGGACCUAAUGAAGAAGAUGUUAGUGGAUUAACAAUGACUAAUUGCACCUUCAUUGGCACUCAAAAUGGCUUGAGGGUCAAAACUUGGGCUAAACCUUAUCCAGGCAAUGUUUUCAACCUUACAUUUGAAGAUAUCAUCAUGGAGAAUGUCAACAACCCCAUCAUCAUUGAUCAACAAUAUUGCCCAUCUAGCAAAUGUGAAAAGGGUGACUCCCAAGUUCAGAUUCACGAUGUUAAGUACAGAAACAUUAGGGGCACCUCUAGUUCAAAACUUGCAGUUGCUUUUGAUUGUAGCAAAAGCAAACCUUGUGAGAAGAUUGAGCUCGACGAGAUUAACCUAAGUUACCAUGGUGUUGAAGGACCUGUGGCAUCCUCAUGUGUCAAUGCCAAAGGUAUUGCUAGUGGUUUACAACAACCCCAAUCUUGCAUAUAGCACUCCUAGUUGCAGCACCUUGCUUGAAAUCAAGACAAAUUGAAGAUGAAUAAUCUAGCACUCUUAACCUACAUUCUUUUGACAGUAUAUUGUUUUGUACUUGAUUUGAAUGCUUACCUACAAGAAAUGUUGUAGGCGGUGUAUUCCACUUCGUAUUUGUAAAUUGUCAGUUGUUUUGAAAUUUGAUUCUAAAGAAAA
Molecule: messenger RNA, 1857 nt
Organism: Quercus robur (English oak)
Lineage: Eukaryota; Viridiplantae; Streptophyta; Magnoliopsida; Fagales; Fagaceae
Product: exopolygalacturonase-like
Exons: 6
Coding region: 1-1659 (552 amino acids)
Biological process (GO): carbohydrate metabolic process
Molecular function (GO): polygalacturonase activity
Source: RefSeq, a predicted model, not a curated record